UCCCUCCGUUUUAACGGAAUAUUCACGUUUAUUAUUUGAAAUUUCCCGGUUCCUAUCAAGGAUUUAACCAAAUUCUGAACUCAACGAAUCACCGAGCAGUAAUCGCGUUUGCGCGAGUAAUUUACAUUUGUGCUCGUAACAUGGUGGGCAGGCUGGCUGGCGAAAAGCAGCAAUUUUAGCGCGGGUGGGUGUUGUCGUUAUAUUUUUACGCGUUGAACAUUAAAUUCUUGUGCGAUAUUCUGUGAAAAUCUGUGCAAAAUGCCGCCGAAAAAGCGGGAGAAGGAAUUGGAAGGACAAAAAGCUCCUCGUAUGGAUAUGGUGCAAGCUGAUCAUGAGCUGUUUCUCCAAGCCUUCGAAAAACCAACACAGAUUUAUCGGUUUUUGCGCACAAGGAAUCAAAUUUCUCCCGUAUUUCUUUAUAGAAAUCUUUCUUAUAUGAGACAGAGAAUGUCUAGGACACAUAAGUCCCGAAGAGGAUUUCGAAUCAACUCUAUUUUAGACAAAUUAAUAAUUAAAAAUGAACAGCAGCAAAAUCCAGGAAUACGGGGGUUCAUGACACUGACAUUCUUAGGAUUUUACGACAAAAAAUUGGAGAUGCCCCAAGAUCCAGUAAAAGUGGAAACGUUGCUUUUAAAAAUUUGCCAUAAAAAACGAAAAGACGUUAGUUCACCAAUAACGCAAGAUUAUGUUGGAUCAAGGGAAGUGCCAAUCAAUCCUUCAGAGAAUCAACCUCCACCAAAAGCACCUACUAUUUCCAUACCAAAUGAAUCUUUUAGUUCAAAUAAUGGUCAUUUAGCAAAGACUUAUAUGCUUUUGCUCAGAGUCUACUGCACGUCAAAUAAUGGCUGCCUUAUGCAUAACUGUGAUUUAGACGAGCCAGCUCAAAAGCGUCGUAAAACCGCAACCGGAGCAAUUAAAACCGGAGGCGAGGAAAUUAAAUUGUAUGGUUCGGAACUUGUAGUAUACGACAAACACAAUCGUUGCCUCCUGACAGAUGGCGAUUAUGAACUGGGUUUACAAGAAGUGCAAGCAAAUGUCAGAUCCAGUCCUAAGAAACAUAGUUCUUGGGAAACAAUUCCCGAUAUUAAAGACUGUAGUCCUUUUGACGUCUUUACCAGAGGACCGACACUUAAAUUUAGAUUAAGUUGGACCAUGGAACCGAGCAAUGGUUUCGUUGAUAGACCUGUUGCAGUAAAUCCUCUUCCUAACGGAGACAACAAGGAAAAUCGACCAGGCAACAAUUGCCCAACGAAUCAUAAUAAUAAUUUUAGUAGUAGUAAUAACAAUAACAAUUUAGCACUGCCAGCACCUAGUCCACUUACACCUGCAAAAAUACCUGUGACAAAUGAAAAAGUCGAUGCUUCCAAUAUAUCACUACAAAUUGUUUAUCAAUUUUUGUACAAUAAUAACAGUCGCCAACAAACCGAAGCUUGCGAAGAUCUUCAUUGUCCUUGGUGCUCUUUAGAUUGUGGAAAAUUAUACUCACUUCUAAAACACUUAAAACUGUGUCAUUCAAGAUUUACUUUCACAUAUGUGCCAAUUCCACAAGGAGCACGAAUAGAUGUAGCAAUAAAUGAAUGUUACGAUGGAUCGUAUGCGGGAAGUCCUCAUGAAUUAAUUUCUCAACCCUCUGGAGUGGCUUUCUCAAGAACUGGACCAACUAGGCGUACCAGUGUGACAAAUAUUCUAGUGUGUCGACCAAAACGAACAAAACCGAGUCUUUCUGAAUUUUUAGAAUUAGAUGAGAAUGAAUUUGAAAGCCAACGGUCUUACAUCACAGGACACAAUAGGCUCUAUCAUCACACUGUUACUUGUUUACCAAUAUAUCCAAAGGAAAUGGACAUUGAUUCAGAGGGUGAAAACGAUCCAAAGUGGCUGCAAACAAAAACAAUGAUGAUGAUUGACGAAUUUACCGAUGUAAAUGAAGGUGAGAAGGAAUUAAUGAAAAUGUGGAAUUUGCAUGUUAUGAAACAUGGCUACGUUGGCGACUGUCAAAUUCCCCUCGCCUGUCAAAUGUUCCUUGAAACAAAAGGAAAAGAACUUUUAAUGAAAAAUCUCUAUCGUAAUUUUGUCCUUCACAUGUGUAGUCUCUUUGAUUUUGGACUAAUAAGUCCAGUUGUUCUUUAUCAAGUGAUACAAAAGUUGCAAGAAAUGAUGAAGGAAGGCGGCGAGAAUGGUGAUGUUCGAAAAAUUUUACAAAACUCACACGAGGCACAAGUUGAACGUUGGGUUACCACCGGUGUCUAUGCACCCACUGACAAUAUCAAAACAAAUAGCUCGUGCGCGAAAAUUAAUUUCAAUAAUGACAAUUCCCAUUCAAAUACCAGGCGAAAGACAACACAUCCCCUUGGUUCGCCUCCAAAUUCACAAGCCGGUAAAUCUUCAGUUCACAAUAAUGCAACAAAACACGCCAGUAUGAUGGGCGCAUCAUCGAACAAAUCUCUCAAUCAAUUGAAUAGUACUAUUCAAAAUACAAUAAACAAAAACGGAAAUUCAUUUUCCAAUCAUCAGAAUGGCGUUAGUAAAACAGUAUCAUCAAAUUCCAAAGUUUCCGCAUCAGGAACAAGUAAUUCCGUUCAAAAUGAAAACGCACAGAAACAAUCAACGGAACCACCAACUAGACGUAAGAGUACAAAUUCUCUUCAAUCCGAUGGUUCUGCGCCAAUACGCAGAAAAUCAAUGGCCAAUGAUACCAAUGAGUAUCACAGACGAAAGUUAAUUCUGGAUGCAAUUCAGUCAGGUUAAAAA
This is a messenger RNA of Leptopilina heterotoma, 2748 nucleotides long. It is a transcript of the gene Su(z)12, whose product is annotated as polycomb protein suz12-B. NCBI's taxonomy places the organism in Eukaryota, Metazoa, Arthropoda, Insecta, Hymenoptera, Figitidae. Gene Ontology annotation, cellular component: nucleus; ESC/E(Z) complex. The record is from RefSeq and is a predicted model, not a curated record. The coding region runs from base 259 to 2745 and encodes 828 amino acids. The transcript is spliced from 9 exons. Gene Ontology annotation, molecular function: chromatin DNA binding.